Molecule: messenger RNA, 1851 nt
Organism: Australozyma saopauloensis
Lineage: Eukaryota; Fungi; Ascomycota; Pichiomycetes; Serinales; Metschnikowiaceae
Exons: 1
Coding region: 1-1851 (616 amino acids)
Source: RefSeq, a predicted model, not a curated record
AUGCGUAUUAGUAGGACCCUUGUGGCGGUUCCAUUAGUAAUGGGACUAGCAACGUCAGUAAGCGUUGGGGACAGUCAAUUGCAAGACAAUGCACACUUGGGUCGACAAUUGAGUGUUUCCGACAAACGUGCAAUGGAUAUGGAUGGGCCGGUCGUUACUGAACAUGGUGGACAUCAUCAUGACUCUUCAGAACACGCUGAGGAUGAGAAUGGCAAUUUAAUUCCAAAGGCUCAUUCUGGCGGCCAUCACCAUGGAAUGCCUAUCCUUGAGAUGGACUUGACUCCUGAAGAAAGACUUUAUUGGACAAAUUACUCCACUGUUACCUACUUCAACACACCUUCUCUGAGUAGAAACUCACUCUACUUGCACAUUGUAUCAUACGUGGGAACGUUUUUGUUUUUAUAUCCUUUUGUUCUUGUUCUCUGGAACGUUGGCCAUUCAUGGUACUUUCCGUUAUUGACAGUGCAUUCUGCACUUGCUUUGGUGUCGGCAAUUUCCUUCUUUGUUUUUGAGAGUUCUAUUGACGACAUUUUCCCAAAGAAUGCGUUUUCUACCAUGACCACCAUACUAUUUAUAGGCACAAUUUGUCAUUGGGCCCUUGCACUCAUUGCUUCUGCUUAUUCAUACCUCAGCCUCAGUAGUGGCAAUGAAUACUCCGAGUUGGACGAAGACCGCGACUCCAUCGACUCUCCUAGCUCGACACUCCGCGGAUCAACCUCCAGCUCUGACAUUUUCGAGUUGGACGAUCUCUCUCGUGAUGACAGCCAUAUGGAAACAUCAAAUGACGCCAUGCGGACUAUUCCGUCUUCACGUUUAUCCCAAGUCUUUCUCAGCAACUCGUCAUUCAAAGCACUUACCCAAAAAUGUGGCCGCACCGCUUCGACCUUGACCUCAAUCGUAAAUUGGGCCGCCUUCGCCUAUUUCUUUGUGUAUCUCGGAACCGGAGUAGCUACUUACUCUCUUUAUGGACAGGGUAAGGGUAUGUUUAAUUUAUUGGCGCACUUCAUCAAAGGAGGUGUGUUUUUUGUCCUUGGCCUCGUCACUUUGGCUCGUUAUUGUGGAGCUUUCAGACAGAAGGGCUGGGCCUGGAAUCAUGUUUUCGUCACAGCUGGCAGACAAUCCUCGGCAUUGUCGCGCUGGUUCUCAGUCGGAACCUGGACCAUGGAAAUGGUCGAAAGUGCCUUAAUUUUAUUUUAUGGCUCAACUAAUAUCUUCCUUGAACACUUGUCGAAUCCAGGUGGAGAAUGGUCUGCAAAAGAUUUGCAACAUGUUUCAAUUGCCUUCAUAUUUAUUGGCUGUGGUCUUUGUGGUGUGUUGCUUGAGCGUAAGUUGGCCGAUUGGAGACUACAAAGAGCUGUAGAAACAUUGCGGCAAGUUGCUGAUGAGAAGAUGGUUUCAGCUGUACAAAAUGCUAAUCCGGGAUUCUCUCCAAAUCCAUUUCCCCUUGUUACUAUCUUCUGGAUGGGAUACCUCAUGUCACAGCACGAUCAAGAGUCGCAAUUGGCCACAGAUAUUCACAAACAGUGGGGAAAUAUGUUCGUGUACGCAUGUGCAUUCCGUAUCAUCACAUAUCUCUUCUUUUUGCUUGCUCCAGUAAACAAAAAUUCCAUUACCAAGCCUCAAAUGCCAAUGUCAGAAUUGGUAGUGGCAUUCGGUCUCAUCGCUGGAGGCCUCAUUUUCAUGGAGUCGUGCUCUCCUAUCGUUCACUCGAUGGAAUAUUACGGCUAUACCCCAAUGUUUUCAUUGAAUCUUACGCUAGGUGUGGUCACUUUGAUCAUGGCUUGGGAAAUGACAAUUUUCACCUUCAAAGACCACGUUAUGAAGCGUGGCCGGUUCACCUCGUCGGCUUGA